Messenger RNA from Siniperca chuatsi (mandarin fish), 4840 nucleotides. RefSeq names its product adaptor related protein complex 4 subunit beta 1 (gene ap4b1). The record is from RefSeq and is a predicted model, not a curated record. The coding region runs from base 1554 to 4055 and encodes 833 amino acids. Gene Ontology annotation, biological process: intracellular protein transport; vesicle-mediated transport. Lineage: Eukaryota; Metazoa; Chordata; Actinopteri; Centrarchiformes; Sinipercidae. Gene Ontology annotation, cellular component: clathrin adaptor complex; membrane coat. The transcript is spliced from 14 exons.
GUGAAACAACUAAAAUUUAGCAGAAGUUUGUGUGUUCUUGUAGGACCUCAAAGCUGAGAAAAGUCUGGGGAAAAACAAUCCUGAUGAUGUCAAUAGGAUUGGCUCUGCGUGGGCUCUGAGACUACAGUGUUUUAACAGAGAGUCUGCAUUACAAACUGGGUGGAUGGAGUUUAAAAGAGGCUGUGAGGGUCUAGCAAAAGAUACCAUCAAGUUGCAUUAUGGGACCCUCCAACUCAUCUAAUGUUCAUCCCUGGAGUACCCCUUUAAGAUUCACCUGAGCUGAACAGGGGGAUGUUGAUUACUGUACACUGAUCUAGUGAAAGUCCUUAACUUUUAUCGCAGUGGAACAUCAGUGCAUUUUCUCGUAGUAGUGAUCCAGAAGCCUCCAGAUAAAGUGACAUUAACCUGUGUCCCAGUAGUGGAAGGAGUACUCGGAUCUUUUACUUAAGUAAAAGCAACAAUACAACAAUGCAAAAACACUCCGUUGAAGGUAAAUGUUCUGCAUUAAAACAGUAGUAGGAAAAGUACAGGAGUAUUAUCAGCUAAAUGUACUCAAAGUAUCAAAAAUACUAAUUAUGCAGCAGGGUGGCUCCUGUCAAUUUUUGGAUUAUUAUUAGCGAAGCAUAAACACGCAUACAAUGAGAAGCAUUUUAAUGUUGUAGGUGGUCAUGGUUGGGAUCAUUUUAGCUAUUUUACAUAGUGCUGGGCGACGCCUGAUUGCCAACCAGACAAAAAGUGGGCAAAGACCAUGGGGGCGCCCUAGACCUCCAGGGGCCCAAAAGCCCCAGGUUCACUGUGUGUCCGUUGGUUUGUGAUCAUUUAACUGAGUGCAAAUUGGUUUGGGAAUGUGCAGCACUGAAUCACAAUAACAACUUAAAUGAUAAAGGCCUUAUAAGAUCUUUAUUUCUUCUAACUCUUCUGUCACUAAUGUGACAUUGUGCAGAGGGACAGGUUGGUAGUAUUCCAGGAAACGACUACUGGUUGGUUUCUGGGUCUUUAGGCAAAAUGUAAUGAAGCUGCUGCGUGCGUGAUGCGCACUUGAACGUGACAGUGCACAGAGAGUACAAACUAAGUAACACAAAAUGAAAAUACUCAAGUAAUGUACUUUGGAAUUGUAUCUGUAAAAGUAUAUGUCUUGUUUCCCACCAGUGCUGAGCCCCUUGCUGGACAAUACAAUCGUAAGGGAUCCAUAUCACCUUAACAAAUGUGCACGCAUCUCUCCAACAGCUUGAAAUCAAUAUUUCAUUUCCAUAGGUCUGUGAAAUAAACGGAUUUGUUUUUCUGAUGUUGCGUUGUGGCGUGAAAGUGGCUGCUGUGAGAUGUUUACAGGCCCCAAAAGACACAGCUUGAGAGGAACUGCCUGUUGUGAUGCUAAAUGGCAGCGUGUUAUUCCUACACCAACCAGCAGGGAGCAGCACACGAUCAAACAGAGAAGCUAAAGAAGAAGAAAUGCGGAAGUGUGCACGGUGUAAACAAUCGAGUCACCCAAGCAGCGUUACGAAUGAAAUCCCCCAUUUGAAGUGUUAAACGUGUGCGGGCUGUCUGCGGCCACCAUGCCUUAUCUGGGCGGUGAGGACACGGUGAAGGAGCUGAGGAGAGCUCUGUCCAACCCCAACAUCCAGUCCGACCAGCUGCGCUACAGGAACACCAUCCUCAAAGUCAUCAGGGCGAUGUCACAGGGUGUGGAUGUAUCAGGCCUGUUCAGUGAGAUGGUAAAAGCAUGUGCCACAGUAGACAUAGUCCAGAAGAAACUGGUCUAUGUCUUCCUGUGUUCCUAUGCCACUUUAAACCCAGAGCUGUCUCUGCUGGUCAUCAACACGCUGAGGAAAGAUUGUCAGGAUCCAAACCCCAUGGUCCGCAGCCUGGCCCUGAGGAACAUGACCAACCUCAGGUUACCCAGUCUGGUGGAGUAUGUGGAGCAGCCUCUGACAGCAGGACUGAGGGACAGAGCAGCUUGUGUACGACGAGUGGCCGUACUCGGCUGGGCCAAACUAUACAAUCUCCAGCCCAACUCUGAGAUAGAUGCUGCAGUGGUGAACGAGCUGUACAGCCUGCUGAGGGACCCAGACCCAGUGGUGAUGGUCAACUGCCUCCGAGCUCUGGAGGAGAUCCUGAAGGACGAGGGAGGAGUCGCUAUCAACAAACCUAUCACCCAUCACCUCCUCAACAGGUUGAAGGAGUCUGAUGUUUGGGGUCAGUGUGAGGUGCUGAGGAUCCUCCAGCGCUACCGGCCUCAGUCAGAGGACGAGCUCUUUGACAUCCUGUCCCUGCUGGAUUCCUCCCUGGUCAGCCCCCACCCCCCAGUCAUGGCCGCUACCCUCAGCCUCUUCCUCAGCCUCUGCUCCGGCCUGCCUGCUGUCAGUCUGGUGGCCCUGGAGCGAGUACGUGGACCCCUGCUGGCCGCCUGCGGGAGCGUGUCCAGAGAGAUACGGUUCACUGCCCUCUGCCACAUACAGUUGCUGCUGCGUUCUCUCCCUGGCCUGAUGGGGGCGCACUACAAACGUUUCUUCUGUGGCUAUGCUGAGCCAGCCUACAUCAAGCAAAGGAAGAUGCAGGUGCUAGUGGAGCUGGUGAAUGAUGAGAACGUAGCCAUGUUACUGGAUGAGCUGAAAGGAUACUGCACUGAUGUCAACACUGACACUGCCCAGGCUGCAAUCUCAGCUAUAGGUCGUAUUGGACGGAGCUACAGCGACAGAUGUCUGGAGAUCCUUACUGGACUGCUCGGGCUCAAACAGGAGCACAUCACUUCUGCGGUGGUGCAGACUAUGCGUGACCUGGUCUGGGUGUGUCCUCAGUGUAGCGACACUGUAUGUUUGGCUCUCGAGGGCUGCGAGGAGACUCUGCAGGAUAGCCAGGGCAGGCAGGCCUUGCUGUGGCUGCUAGGCGUGUAUGGGGAGCAAGUCUCCAGUGCCCCCUACACGCUGGAGGUGUUCAUUGAUGGAGUGAGGAGCGAGGCCUCUCUGGGAGUCAAGAUGGAGCUGCUGACGACCGCCAUGAGGCUGUUUUUGUGCCGGCCCGCUGAGACACAAGACAUGCUUGGAAGACUGCUGCACUACUGCAUAGAGGAGGAGACAGACAUGUGUGUGCGUGACCAGUCGCUUCUCUACUACCGCCUGUUGCAUUGUGGGAUAGAAGAGACACGAAAGGUCCUCCAGGGUCGGCGGUCAGACCCGUCCCUGGGUGUUCUGAUUGGCCGCCCCGCGGAGCCCAUCAGCCACUGGGCAUGCAGCUUUAACACUCUGGAGCCUCUGAGGCAGGGCACCGUAGAGACAGAGUCUGCCAGCAGAGGAAGCCCUGAACAUGUGACCUUUGACCCCAAGCCUAACACUGACCUCUCAGACACACUGAACUGUAGCAAAGUUGACACGGUUCAUGCAGACUCAGACAGUGCCAAUCGGUGUACAGACUCCUCCUCUGAUGUCUGGGCUUCCGGCGGCGCAGUCCCCCUCAGCUUGUCCCUCUCCCCGGCUCUCAGCCCAGAGGAGUUUGAGCGCCUGUGGCUGCAGAGAAAGGCCGAGCAAGGUGCUGAGAAAACGGAAGAGGAGGAGGAUUAUGCGUGCUUGGAAGAACACGUCCAAUGUCCUGCGAUACCUCGCUGUUCGCCACAAAGUCUUCAGGCUGCGAUGCAGCUGGUCAAUAUCCAGACGCUGGCCUUCACGCCGCCGCACACACUCCCUUGGAGGGUCUACCUGUACACACACACCCAGCACGCACACUCUGGCAACACAGCCCACAGCACGCUCAUACUGGGGGAGCUCCUGUACACUGGAGAGGCAAAUCAGAGAGUAGUAGCAAAGGAAGCCAUGGGUGACGGUGAGGUGGUGGUGGUGGAGGAGGAGGAGGAGGAGGAGGAGGGCGGGGAAGAGGAGCAGUUAAAAGAGGGAGAGGAGGCCACAGCUGACGGGCUGAGCGGGAGAGAGUCGUUGAGAAAAGACGGAGAAGAGGAGGAAGUAAAAGUGACUCUGAAGCAGCAGCCAAGAGAUGACAAAGCUCUGAAGGGGUUUCUCUCCAUCAUUACCACUGUACUGCACACACUGUCCUCAGGGAGAAAUUAAGUAUGCAUUACACACACACACAUCUUUGUACUUGCUUACAAAGACGCUCACUGAACACACUCACUCCCUAUACAUAACUGUAAAAUUUCCCCUUGCCGGAAAAAGCACCUCACUGUGCAAAGUGCUUUCACUCUGAAUCAGUCAGCCCCAACAACAGGAAACAUCCAGAUCAUACACAUCUAAAUGAGUGGGAGAAACUGCUCGCACGUCUCUUUUCAUCUUCCACAUUUUAAGUUGUAUCAGCUGAAAUAAUUGAUGUUGGAGUGGAGUCUUUACAGGAGUGGAAACGUCAAUAAACACGGCCGCAUUAUUCAGUAGAGAAGUAAAUCUCAGCUGAGGGCCAUUCAUCUCCUCAGCUUGCUGUUUUUCCACAGUCGAGCCAUAAUAAGAAGAUUAACGAAUAGUUCAGGUUGGGAAAAGGGUUGGCCUGAUGGGGGCACUAUGGAGGACCAGUUUCACUGCACCACCAAAGCAGUGGUUGUUUUCCCCCCUGGGACUGAAGUUUACAGACAAACACAUGCCCUGAGCGAAGUAACCGCCUCGCUCAUUCAUAGGAUGCAGAGCUGGACCGGGGCCCUGAAACUGAAAGGCAUCGUGAAUCUUGUUUUUAUUUCUGUGUGUGCGCCACUGAGCUGUUGUCCGAGGCUCCCAGAUGCCCAGCCUCACCCUUGAGUGUGGAUUCAAUUUUACUGAUUUGUGUGCACGUUGGAGGCUAUCAUGGUAAAUGCAAACACGUGAACAGACUUGAAACAAAAUAAAACGCUUGGAUGCCUCCUGCACUGUCA